This is a messenger RNA of Camellia sinensis, 1035 nucleotides long. The record is from RefSeq and is a predicted model, not a curated record. NCBI's taxonomy places the organism in Eukaryota, Viridiplantae, Streptophyta, Magnoliopsida, Ericales, Theaceae.
AAUCGUUUGGCAUCCCAUGUUGCCACAUGGUUGCUGUCAUGAAAUCUGAACAAUUAAUGUGUAUUCCACCGAGUUGUGUCUUGAAGAGAUGGACAAGACGUACUAGGUCAGGAUAUCAACAACCAAGUCUUACCCAAAUUUCUAGCACCCUAACACAGACAGCCCGGUUCGGUAUACUAAGCUCAUGUUUUAGUGAAAUGUCAUAUUAUGCCUCACACGCAGACAACGAUUUUGAAGAGGCAAGGGAAAUGGCUUUCCAGAUGACAUUGAAGAUGAAAAAGCGCUGGGCAAUGCGAACAAAAUAUAAUAGCGAGGUUGGGGACAAAAAUAUUGCACCCAAACUAUGUGGCGUUGGUGAUCCUAAUGUAGUGAAGACCAAAGGGAACCCCGGAGGGACAUCUUCUAUGGGUAAACCUCUAAAACCAAGGCGCUGUGGGUAUUGUAGGAGCAUCGGACACACGAAGCGAACGUGUAAAAAAUUGGCUUCAACUAGCCGGAGAGAGGGUAGCGACUCAGACAUUAAAACAAUCUUGAACACAGAGUUGGAGCCCCACAUGGAAGAUAUUGAUGGACCGACAAAUUCUCAAGUGUAGUUUAGUUUUAUGAUGAGCCGUAUAGUGAUUGAUACAUUGUUUUUGCAAGGAGACAUUAGUGCAUAUUAGUUACGUUUUGUUGAUGUCUUAGGUGUUUUUAUCUUUCACAAUAUCCAUAAAUUCUUAGUUUGGAGAAUCAUUUAAAAAAUAAAGGUAAAUAACUCCCAAAUAUGUUUGCUCGAAUAUUGUCCUUAAGUUGGAUGAGCUGUCCUUACCUUGGAUGAGUUUACAAUCAGUUUCAGUUUUGAUAUGGCUAUGUCACCCCAAACGUGUGGGGCUCCCUUCAUAUUUCAGUUUUGAUUUUUUGAAAUUGCCUCGUUUUCUUAUCAAAAUUGACAUUUGUCUACCUUGUUCUACUUGUAAAUUUCUUAGUUUGGGGAUUCAUUUAAAAAAUAAAGGUGAAUAAAUCCCAAAUCAUUUUGUUGAAAUACUUGACGGUAUU